Xylaria bambusicola is the source of this 1889-nucleotide messenger RNA. Its product is annotated as GMC oxidoreductase. The record is from RefSeq and is a predicted model, not a curated record. NCBI's taxonomy places the organism in Eukaryota, Fungi, Ascomycota, Sordariomycetes, Xylariales, Xylariaceae. Gene Ontology annotation, molecular function: flavin adenine dinucleotide binding; oxidoreductase activity, acting on CH-OH group of donors. Bases 172 to 1815 code for a protein of 547 amino acids. The transcript has 5 exons.
UUGGCUCUGUUCAAACUUCAUGUCCUCGGCAUUCUCUCUCACACAGCUUUCUGCUGGUCUACCAUCUUCUCUUCGAUCGUUUCCGGCAGACUCAAAACCGUUGCUCUUCUCACCCCAGUGUCGAAUCCCAACCAACCAUCAACCAGCUAGUUAUUCUUGCACUUCGAAAACAUGACGGCAUCCAAGCCUUGGGACUACGUAAUCGUCGGUGGCGGCAUCGCUGGCUGUGUAGUCGCCAACCGUUUGAAGCGCUACCAGCCCGAGUCUCGCAUUCUCUUGAUUGAAGCCGGUCCCGACGUCAGUAGUAAUAAAGACAUUCUUCACUUCAGCUCCCUCAAGUUUGUCGGUGGCCAGUUUGACUGGGGUUAUAAAACCACACCCCAGAACAACCUCGAUGGGCGAGAGAUCGAUAUUCCAUCAGGCCGAGCCCUUGGUGGUGGCUCUGUUAUCAAUGCUUGCGGAUGGCUUCGUGGCGCCAAAGCCGACUACGACACGUGGGCCGAGAUAGUCAACGACAAGCGCUGGGGCUACGAAGGGCAACUACCCUACUUCAAGAUGACCGAGCGAUGGUUCAACGACAACCCUGAUGCCCUCGACGCCCAUGGACGGGAAGGUGCUCUGCAGAUCGAGUCACCGAGCUACCACAACCGCAUAUACCCCUUGACCAAGACAACCCAGAAGGCAUGGGCCGAUAUAGGUGUAGAUACACUCCCUAGAGCAGACAUGAACGCUGGUACCAACUUGGGACUUGGCGAGCUUAAUGAGAACCGGUCUAAAGGCGCUCGACAGAUUGCACCCUCGGUGUACCCCCUCGACGGAAUCACAGUACAGACCGACACGCUCGUACAAUCUAUCAUUCUUGAUGGGUCUCGUGCAACUGGUAUCCGACUUACAGAUGGAACAGAAGUCCAAUCGCAAGAGGUCAUCGUUGCUACUGGCGCUUAUCGAACCCCUCAGCUGCUUAUGUUGUCUGGAAUUGGGCCCAGAGAAACCCUCGAGAAACACGGUAUCGAGGUGAAGGUCGAAAACUCUGAGGUUGGAAAGAACUUCAACGACCAUGUGAAGGUGCACUUGAACUGGAAGUUGAAAGACCCAUCCAAAGGCUUCGCCAUCGGCUCUGGUAACCCUAUUUUCACUCAGCCAGAGUUCACGACAGGCGUUCCCCUCACCUAUGUCGCCGGAACCACUAUACCUAGAGAUGUUCUAGAGGCAGCCAUCGCUAAAGAUGAGGGUGAAACCGCCGUUUCUCCGGAACAUGAUCUUCUCAAGAGAGACUGGUCACUGAUGGAGACCCUUGUGAUGUAUCUCGGAUCACCUCCUGUGGGAGUUGACGGCGCUCAUAUUAGCAGUGCUCUAAUGGCGCUGAAACCCACGUCACGAGGGACUGUAACUAUUACUUCCAACGAUCCUAAGGAUCCUCCGCUCCUAGAUCCGAACUACUUCUCAACCGAGGUCGACAAGGCCGUUUGGCGUCACUCAUUGCGAAAAGUCACCGAACUGAUGUCUGGUAAUACAGCACUGGGUGAAGUCGUCGAGGGUGAAACGCCAUACCCCGGCUUCGAGCCGAUCGGACCUGACUCAACUGACGAAUACCUCGACAAAAGAGUCAAGGCACAUGCAGGUUCUACAUUCCACGGUUCCAGCUCCUGCUCAAUGGGCAAGGUGGUUGACGAGGAAUUACGUGUGAAAGGGGUACCGGGUCUCCGGAUUGUUGAUGCCUCAGUCUUCCCUAUCUCAAUUGGCGCUCAUAUCCAGGCAGCCGUAUAUGCACUCGCUGAGCAAGCAGCUGUCAUCAUCUCCGGGAAGACUAGCUAGACAGGAUAGCUUUGAAAUAUUCACAGCAAAUUCUCAUAUUGGGCAGAUCUGUGAUACAUUGACCAGUUCAAAUG